AGAGAGGAAGGAAGGAGGUACAGAGGAGGAAGCAGAGCUGAAAGAAAGCCAACUGCUUGUACAGUGUGAAGCGAAAUGUUAAGUGGAAACGGGCGAGAAGAGGGCGACCGCUUUAUUGUGACAGAAGAAAAUUCUUUGAAACUAUUUCGCACGUCUUGCGAAGAAUGACAGGAGAAAAUGAACAGUUGGACCGAUACUGCCAAAAUUUGCGGUGACAUUAUCUUUGACUUUAAAAGUCUUUUCUUUUUUCCCCCAAUCAUGCCACGUUUGAGAUCACGCCUGUAAUGACCACCCUCCUCCCGCAGACGCACAGCUGCUGCUAGACCGCUGCGAGCGGACUGGCUGCAAAGUUGCAGAAGUUGUUUUUCCUUGUUUGCCAUUUGUGUUUUCCGAUUUCUGCGGCCCAGACUCGUCCAGCCUUCAGUCUGCUGUCCUCCGGCCCGCCCCAGCAUGCUGGACUGACGUCUGAGGAAUGGCAUCGGCUGUGUUUGAAGGGACAUCGCUGGUCAACAUGUUUGUCCGGGACUGCUGGGUCAACGGGAUCCGGAGACUUAUUAUCAGCCAGCGGGGCGAGGAAGAAGAGUUUUUCGAGAUCAGGACUGAGUGGUCUGACAGGAACAUUUUAUACUUGCAUCGGAGUUAUUCCGAUCUGGGGCGGCUGUUUAAAAGACUGAUAGAGUCCUUUCCUGAGGACAGACGAGACCUGUCCCAGUCUCCACUAAUAGAAGGGCUGGUAAAAAUCAAAGAAGCAAACGACAUUGAGCAGAAGCUGAACGAGGUGGAAAGACUACUGAAGAAUGCCAUCAACAUGCCAUGCAAAUACUCCAGGUCAGAGGUGAUGUUGACAUUCUUUGAGAGGUCACCGCUGGAUCAGGUGCUGAGGAAUGACAAAGUCCACAGAAUCCAGCCAUGCUUUCAGAGUCCAGUCAAGAUAUCAGAAAUUAUGCGGUCGAAUGGAUUCUGUCUGGCCAAUACAGAAACCAUUGUAUUUGAUCACAAUAUCCUGGAGGAAAAAGAGAGACCUUCAUCCACCGACUCUGCAGAACAUACAUAUGAUGAUGAUACAGAGGUUUUGCCAGUGGAGGCCGAUGUGUGUGGUGAGGAGACAGAAGCAUAUGUCACCAACCUUUCCUACUAUCACCUGGUCCCAUUUGAGACUGACAUCCUGGAAUGAGGAAGAUUUUUGAUAUCGAUGGACAUCUGAUGUUAUCACUAAGGAAUAUGUUCUCUUUAGAGGAACCGGGCAAAGCAGUGUAGUAUUCUCAAAGGUCGCUUAAAAUUCCUGUAGCCAUUUUGGAGUCGGACAGGUGUACCAUAUGCACCACAGUACAGAAAGGAUGCAACAGCAGCACCACUUUAUAUGACAUCACCAGUGUGCCUCACCCAGACCCUUACACAAGUCUACCAAAAGCUAAAUAAUGCACCUAUCAAAAAUUUAAAUGAGCUAGAUAAGUUGUCCAACUGACUGCACAGGGCUGUCAGGCGAUGUAACACAUCCUGUGGCAGCCUCGUUGGAUGGUCAGAGUCCUCAGCAAUGUUUCGAAAGAUGCUGCAUGGCCACUUUAAUACAUGAAGUUUAAUGCAUCACUAUCUGUGGUUUGGAGUGUGCCUGCAACCAGAGCGGCAAAGACUCCACAUUGACUAUUAGAAAAAGCAAAAUCAACUUUAUUGAACUGUUAAAUAUAACUUCCUUUUGGAUGAGCUGUUUUAUAUUUAGCGUUAACUGUGUGUAGACGUACCCUCCAGUGGACCUCCAUGAUGACAUUGGUCGGGUAUGCUAGGAGAUUUAUGAUGCAUUUGCAAAACCUAUUGUUUUCUUCUUUAAAUUGCUCCGUUAAGUGUUAUCCACAGCAUUACCACUCUGGUGUUUUAUUCCUGUGGGAAUAUAGGAAGCUGUCAUAAAACUUUGCAUGUAAUCUUUUUUAUGGUGCAGUUUUCACCAGCAUUUAGACAGUUUCUGUGUGUGUGUGUGUGUGUGUGUGUGUGUGUGUGUGUAUACACUAAGCUUAAAACUACAAUUUGGUUGCUCUGCAGUAGGAUCUUUGUCAGGAGUACUAAGGUGAAACUAGAUGUGAAACUAGGCAUUGGUUCUCAGUGUCAGCUACCUCUGAGCUUAAUGAUUUAAAACAAUAGGAGUUUAAACCUCUAGAUUUGGCAUAAAUGAAAUUGAUUCUGUUAAACUUUGAAAAACCAUGAGAGGUUUAAGGUAUGAAUACACUUUUCACAGUACAAAAUGGGAUUCUGUUUCACUUGGUUCUUACUUUCAAAUUAACAAAAAAGUAAUCGGUCCAAAGUGAGAACUUAAAGCUGCCUUUUUGGAUGUAGGUGAGAUUUUUAAAUGAGGUUUUGUCAGAAUAAUAAAUUUGAAUGUAAUUAUAGCUUGUACUGUUGUUUAUGUUACAAACAAAUAUUUUUAUAUAUCAGACAAGAAAUUACCAUCUAAUCUAAAUGGGGCAAAGGAAGCUUUGUGUUAAGGGUCAGUUGAGGUCAUCUGUUCUGUGAGAUGACGUGAGUGGGUGCAGUCAGACAGCUGACUACAGUCUCGGUGAAUGUGGGAGUCCACAGCUUGGCUUGCAAAAGGGGAACAAAUCCUCUUUUUACUGAAAGAAGACAAACAGCCUUGGUGUACUAAAGACUUUCUAAAGGAAAAGCUGUGUGAAAUAAGCCAACCCUUGCUUGAAAUUCAUGCUUUCUGUAUGUUUUAUAGGUCGUCACGACAAAAAGAGGGUACAUUUAUUUCUGAAACUGAAACUGGGGAACUCAGUGGGGUGUUGCAUUUGUUUUGAAUGCACCUGAAAGGCAAACAUGCUUGUGGAGGGUUAACAGUAAGGAAGUCCACCUGUAGUCUUUGUUUUGACAGUUUUGUCAAUGCAGAAAUUAUUGCUGCCUUGCAUUGUAGGCUAACAGCUUGUGUCAAGUUUUCUGCCCUUCUAAAUACAAAGGCAUUCAGCCCUCACAAACUUGGCACAGAAGAUUUCAAUAGGACGGUCCUCUGUGUGAGUCUAUUCAGUAACACAGUCACGAACGCUAAUCACCCAUGAGAAAGUACAACUCUUUCUCAAGGCGUGAAACUAUUUCAUGUUUUGUUUUUGUUUUUUUUUGUUGUUGUUUUUUUUGUCUUUCUCCAAGUCGUGGAUUAUGUUGUGGAAUCCUGCGUACAUAAAGGAAUUAAUUAAUAUGUUUAAGUAACAAUAAAAAGGAAAUUUUAAUUUCAUAGCAAGGUCAUAUUUUCUCAGCAAAGAACUAUCUGAUGUUUCCUGUAUUACUUCUUAUUUAAAGAUUAAAGAAUGUUAACACCCUUCUGUCGUGGGCAGAUGUGGGCGGGAGUCAAAAUGUGGUGCUUAUCACUAUUAAUGAAUGAAAAACGAUGAAUAAUUGCCUUAAAUACAACUAGCAUUUUUCUGGUGCUUUCUAAUUGAUAGUGGCCAAAUUAUUUCAAAUUAAAAUUGGUCAAAUUUUAUAUCAUGCAUGCGCUGGACCAUUGUCCAGCAGCAAUGUCCCUGGUCAGGAGUAAAUAAGGAGCACAGCCAAUGUCAUUAUUACACAGAAUGAACAGCUGGAUUCUUAAUAAUGUGUGGCUUAUUACUUCAUAGAGCUAGGGGUUCGGUUUACUUUUGUACAUUUCUAAUGCUCCACCCCUCUCUGAGUCUGUGCUCUAGCCUGGCCACCCCUGCCUAAGUUUUUUAGAUCCGCACUUGCCUUCUGUCUGUCCUUUGUAAGCUUAUGCAGUCAGUGCAUUAUAAAUAUUUGGCCACAGUUUCCAUGAAGUUAUGACUAAAAUGGUACUGAGCUCAUGUAGUGCCAUGAUGAUGCCAGUACUCCAGUUUCACUGAGGCUUUGAAAUGAAUCAUCAUGACCAUCAGCCAGUGAGAGGAGGAGAAAACUACAUGAUGUGAAGAUAUUACAGUAUAGAUAUUAUUUAUUUUAUAUGUAAACUCCAUCCACACUCUGUCAAGCUAACAUUUUAUGCCUUGUAACGCUUUGCAUGUUUCUCUGCUCAUGUGUAAUGUGAGAUGUUUUUGGUGUGUAAGUGUGUCAAAAGGAUUGAAUGAAGAUAAUUAUAAACCCUGAAAAUGAAAUGUAUGUGGUGGAAUGUUUGAUAACCUUUAAGCUACUCAGACAGUGUUAGAUACAAAUUAUGAUUGUCAA
This is a messenger RNA of Monopterus albus (swamp eel), 4149 nucleotides long. RefSeq names its product PX domain containing 1b (gene pxdc1b). Bases 473 to 1174 code for a protein of 233 amino acids. The transcript is spliced from 5 exons. NCBI's taxonomy places the organism in Eukaryota, Metazoa, Chordata, Actinopteri, Synbranchiformes, Synbranchidae. Gene Ontology annotation, molecular function: phosphatidylinositol binding. The record is from RefSeq and is a predicted model, not a curated record.